AGAAGAAGAACAAGCUGAAACCGGAAGCAGAGUUUUCCGGUGUCCUUGCACGACAGAGUGGGCUGUAGACGGACUGUAAAGAUGUUCAGAAACGUUCUUGCGCUCCAGCAGGUGGCGCGGCGGACCAUCUGCAGCUCUGCCCGGCGGCAGGUGGAGAAUAAAGUUCCGCAGAACCAGAAGCAUUUUCAGGAUGAUAACGGUCUGCCCGUUCAUCUAAAAGGAGGCACCUCUGACGCCGUGCUGUACGCAACAACGAUGAUGCUCACCGCCGUGGGAGUUGGAUACGUUGUGUAUGAGCUGGUGCAGGCAGCGUAUCCUCAGAAGAAAGACUAACUCCUCCGCCCCAGCUGUUUACGUCCACUUCCAGCCGCUCCACAUUGUAUAGAAAGAUAUUACUGCGUCUUUCCCGGGCCGAGUGUUACCUGUCAAGGUGCGAUAUUGUUUCAUGUUCAUGGGAUCAAUAUUUAUUUCUUGUACUCUUUCUUUGAUGACCUGAGGAUCAAUAAUAAAGACAAAUCUAAAUGCCUCUCAUGGCUAAAAACCCUG
Messenger RNA from Stegastes partitus (bicolor damselfish), 546 nucleotides. RefSeq names its product cytochrome c oxidase subunit 7A2, mitochondrial-like. The record is from RefSeq and is a predicted model, not a curated record. Gene Ontology annotation, cellular component: respiratory chain complex IV. NCBI's taxonomy places the organism in Eukaryota, Metazoa, Chordata, Actinopteri, Pomacentridae. Bases 82 to 333 code for a protein of 83 amino acids. Gene Ontology annotation, biological process: regulation of oxidative phosphorylation; mitochondrial electron transport, cytochrome c to oxygen; mitochondrial respirasome assembly. The transcript has 4 exons.